UUUUCCACGAUUGCAUGAUUCCACCUUGUCCCACCAAGAGUUAUCCAGGUGUCUGGCAAGUGCCGAUGGUGAUGUGGCAAGAUUUGAACGGUGGUCGUUGCUCAAUGGGAGACGCCUGCUCGAAUCCACCAGACUCCGAUGGAGUUGUUAAAAUGAUUAUGAAGAAUUUUGAACGACAUUACACAACCAACAGAGCUCCAUUCGGUCUCUUCUACCAUGCUGCCUGGUUCACACAACCGCAUCACAAAGAAGGAUUCAUCAAAUUCUUGGACACAAUAAAUGCGAUGAAUGACGUUUGGAUUGUGCAGUAGAACCAAUGCAGAAAAGAGAAAAAAAAGGGAAAUGUGUCGGAAUGCAAAAUUCUUCUAAUUAUCAACGAUGUCAGGAACAUCACAACGAAUUGAGAGAAACAAUAAAAAACAAACGAGUAAUAAGUCUUUUCACACGUCUUUUAGCUGCUGUAAGGGUUUCAAAAGCUUACUCAAAGGACAAGGUUUCGCACAUUUGCAAACUCAUUCGGUUUUUAGAUUUGGAAGAGUCUAGUUUUGGAG
Sitodiplosis mosellana (orange wheat blossom midge) is the source of this 551-nucleotide messenger RNA. Its product is annotated as chitin deacetylase 8-like. The record is from RefSeq and is a predicted model, not a curated record. NCBI's taxonomy places the organism in Eukaryota, Metazoa, Arthropoda, Insecta, Diptera, Cecidomyiidae. The coding region runs from base 15 to 311 and encodes 98 amino acids. Gene Ontology annotation, biological process: carbohydrate metabolic process. The transcript is spliced from 4 exons.